Messenger RNA from Caenorhabditis angaria, 5093 nucleotides. Lineage: Eukaryota; Metazoa; Nematoda; Chromadorea; Rhabditida; Rhabditidae. The record is from the annotation of a GenBank genome assembly.
AUGGAAACGGGUCACCAAACAUCACGUACUUGGCUCAUUCCAGUUAUUUUUGCCGUUUUUGCUUCUGCUAUUUUUUCAAUUUAUCUCAAUUUUCCCGAAGUAUCGGAUGAAGAAAGAAUACAUUUGAAAUAUCCACGAAAUUUGGAAGACGCAAAACUACUUGGCAGAGUUUUAUCAAAAUACAAAGAGAACAACUAUUCAGUUGUAUUAUCAGCAGUUAUUGUUGUUUAUAUAACUCUUCAAUCGUUUGCUAUUCCUGGAUCUCUUUUCCUAACAAUUUUAUCAGGAUAUCUGUUCCCAUUUCCAAUUGCUCUUCUACUCGUAUGUUCAUGUUCUGCAAUUGGUGCUGCAAUUUGUUUCACUUUAUCACAUCUUUUUGGUCGAAGCUUUGUACUUUCAAAGUUUCCUGAAAGAAUUGCCAAGUGGCAAGUUGAUUUGGCCAAACAUCGCGACGAUUUUCUUAAUUAUAUGAUUUUUCUACGUGUAACUCCAAUCGUACCCAAUUGGCUUAUUAAUAUUGCUAGUCCUCUUUUAGAUGUCCCUUUAGCUCCAUUCUUUUGGGGAACUUUUCUCGGUGUUGCUCCACCAAGUUUUCUUUAUAUUCAAGCUGGUUCAACACUUGAGCAAUUGACUCAUACAAGUGUAACUUGGAGUUGGACUUCAAUUUUAUUGCUCACUUUUUCAGCCAUUCUUUCUAUCGCUCCCAUUGUUUAUAAGAAAAAGUUUAAAACUGAUUAAUUGUUGAAAUUUCCUUUUAAUUUAUUGCUUUCUUGUCUUUUUUUGUGUACAUUUAUAAUAAUAAUAAAUCGUUUAGGUAAUGAAACAAUGAUGAUGCGAAUUGCUGCAAGACGAAGAUUUUUAACUCUUGGUGCAACAAGAAAUCCAACUGAAAUAUCAACUUUUGGAGAUCGUAAUUAUGGAACAUCGAAAACUUCAAGACCUCUACUUCAACAUCGUGUAAUUCUGAACAUUCAAAGCGAGCGAAAUUUUGUUGGAAUUGCCGCUUCAGCUGCACGACAUUUAUUGAAACUUCGAUAUUUUGUAGCUACUGGAGUUAUUGGUGGAAGUGUUGCUGCAAGAACUGUGAGUUUUUCUUUCUAUAUCUAAUUCCAGAAAUUCAAAAACUAUUUUUCAGUGGUAUGAUGAAUGGAAAUCGAAUUUGCCCGAUUUGUCUCUACCUGAAUGGGCUCAAUUUGACUCGAAUCCGGCUUGGAUGGAAUUUUCUCAAAAAGUUAAAGACUUGAAAAUUGGUUUUGGAGCAGAAAAAGAGGGAUGGAUGGCUAAGUUUGAGGAAUUCAAGAAGAAACGAAAUGAAGAAAGAGAAAAUGGUGAAAAUAAUGAAACUCCACCAACAGCAGAACCACUUGUCUUGGCUUCUUUGAUGUCAGCUUUUUCUGCGAAAAAUUCCGAUGAAGAUGGACAGAAAAAAGAUCAGAAAUCGGCUGAAGAAAGAAUUCAGAAGUUGCAAGAAGAAAUGCUGAAAACACAAAGUCAAUAUCAAAGAGAAUUAGAACGAUUGGAAAAAGAAAACAAAGUUCUGAAACAAAGAUUAUUAUUAGGCGAUCAAGGAGCUGUUAGAAGAUUGAAACGAUUAAAAAGAUCACUUAUCGAUAUGUACAGUGAAGUACUCGAUUUAUUGAAUGAAUAUGAUUCAUCUUAUAAUACUGCUGAUAAUUUACCAAGAGUUGUUGUGGUUGGAGAUCAAAGUGCUGGUAAAACAUCAGUUCUUGAAAUGGUUGCACAAGCAAGAAUAUUUCCAAGAGGUUCUGGUGAAAUGAUGACUCGAGCACCUGUAAAAGUAACAUUAUCCGAAGGACCUUAUCAUGUUGCACAAUUCAAAGAUUCAUCUCGAGAAUUUGAUUUGACAAAAGAAAGUGAUUUGCAACAAUUGAGAAAUGAAACUGAAGUUCGAAUGAGAAAUUCAGUAAAAGAUGGACAAAGUGUUUCAAAUGAAGUUAUUGCUUUAACUGUUAAAGGACCAAAUCUACCUCGAAUGGUUUUAGUUGAUUUACCCGGUGUUAUUUCUACAGUAACUGCAGAUAUGGCUAAAAAUACAAAAGAUGAUAUUAUUCGAAUGAGUAAAGCGCAUAUGGAAAAUCCAAAUGCAAUUAUUCUAUGUAUUCAAGAUGGGUAAGUUAACUUCAGAUUUUUUUGCUCAUACGUUUCUAACAAGUUUUUUAUUUGCAGAUCUGUUGAUGCUGAACGGAGUAAUGUCACUGAUCUUGUUAGUUCAAUUGAUCCAUCUGGAAAACGAACAAUCCUUGUUUUGACAAAAGUUGAUCUUGCUGAGAAAAACUUAGCCAAUCCAGAUCGUAUCAAGAAAAUUCUCGAAGGAAAACUGUUUCCAAUGAAAGCAUUGGGAUAUUUUGGAGUGGUUACUGGUCGUGGAAAUAGUGCUGAAUCAAUCGAUGACAUUCGAAAAUAUGAAGAAUCAUUCUUUUCUGGAAGUCAAUUAUUACGCGAUGGAGUAUUAAAACCAUCACAAAUGACAACACGAAAUAUGUCUUUAGCUGUUUCGGAUUGUUUUUGGCGAAUGGUUCGAGAUUCAAUUGAAAGUCAAGCAGACGCAUUCCGCGCAUCUCGUUUUAAUUUGGAAACCGAAUGGAAAAAUAAUUUUCCCAGAAUUCGCCAACUUGAUCGAGAUGAAUUAUUUGAUAAAGCAAAAGGUGAAAUCCUCGAUGAAAUUGUGAAUCUUUCUUUAGUCGGUGUCGAAGAAUGGGAAAAAGUUUUGCAAGAAAAACUGUGGUCUGGAAUAUCAUCACAUGUUUUCGAUCAAAUUUUGAUGCCCGCAUUUGCAUCGUCGAGUUCUGGAUCAUUCAAUACAACAGUUGAUAUUCGAUUGAAACAUUUUGCUGAUAAAGAACUAGCACAAAAAAGCAUUUCAACUGGUUGGGAAACACUUCGAGAAGUAUUUUUGAGACAAAUAAAUCAAGAUGCAAGAACAAGAAGAGAUCAUGAUAGUGUUUUUGAUCCAUUGAAAGAAGCUGUUAUUGAAGAAGCAAUGGGAACACACAAAUGGGAUGAAAAGGCUAUGGAUUAUUUGGUUAGUUUUUAUGAAAAAUAAUUCGAAUCUGAAAAAUAUCAAAUUUUGAAGCUCGCGAUUUUCUAAUUUUUCAAGAUUUUGUCUAUUUUCCUUUUUUCUUUUCAAUAACUUCAAGUAUUUUCAGCGUGUGAUUCAAUUGAAUGCAAUGGAAGAUAGAGCUGUGCAAGAUAAGCGAUCUUGGGAUGCAGCUUGUAAUUUCUUACAUAGGGUUAGUCAAUUUCUUAUUUGUUUUUCUAUCAAUUUAUAUUUCGUUCCCUUUUUCAGGCUGCUUCCGAACGACUUGCCAAAAUCAAAACUCAAUUAAACGAAGAUCGUGGACCUGGAUGGGCUUCAAAAUGGUUUAUGUGGAAAACACCAACUGCUAAUAAUCACUAUUCAUGUGUUAUUCAAGAUGAACUAUACUCUAUUUUGGCAAAUGAUCCGGAACAUAAACAAGCACUAACAGAUGAUGAUAUAACUGUUAUUCGAAGAAAUAUUGAGACAAAAGGUGUUGGGGAUAUUCCAAAUGAAAUGAUUCGAAAACAAUGGAAAUUGGUGUUCAAAAAACAUUUCUUGGAGAGGAUUAUCAAUGUUAGUUAAACCUUUUACAUGAAAAAAUAAUAAUAUCGGUUUUUUCUUCAGAGUAGUCGAGAUUGUUUGUCAUUGUAUCAAAUGUAUCGACAAGGAAUGGUUGAAGGAAAUGAUUUGGAUUGUCAAACUAUUGUUUUGUUCUAUAGGUGAGUUGAUUUUUUUUUAGAAAUUGUUAGUGUCCUUUUCCUGCAAAUUUGUGUUCUAAGAGAUCAGUCAUCAAAUAUUUUUUUCAUAUAAAAUACAAUUUCAGAAUACAAAAAAUGGUGACUCUGACAUGUAAUGCUCUUCGGCAACAAAUUACGAAUACUGAACAACGACGAUUAGAAAAGGAGAUAAAAGAAGUGCUUGAUGAUUGGUCACAGGAAAAUGAGAAAAAGAAACAAUAUUUGACGGGUAGACGUGUUGAUUUGGCAGAAGAGCUUAGUAAGUUUUAUUUGGAAAAUAAUUUUCUUACUGUAGAAUUUACAUCAUUUGCUAAGUUAAUUCCAACACAAAAAGUUUCAUUGUGAGCCCAUUUUCCAAUUUAAUAUAUUGCUCACGUUUUUUUCUGCAAACUCCAGAAAUAGUUUCCUAUUUGAUCAAAGCGUGUUCGUUUAGAAUGUUGAAAAUUUGUAUUUUCAACUCAUUUCCUGAAAUAAAUUUAGAAUCUGAAGUUAGAAUAACACUCGCUCCAUUUUUAUUAGUUUCGGAAACUAUCUUUCUGCAUUUCCAAUAGCUUCUGCUUCACAAAAUGUUCCAAAGAUUCAAACACCAUCAGGGUCUAUCAAAAUCUCAAGAAUCAAAAAAUGCCAAACUACAAUUAGGUUUUUCAUCUCCUCUUUUUCAUCAUCUUCUUAUUUUUUCCUUCUCCGAACACCACCUCCUCCCAUAGACGUUCAAUGAUCAAAAAAAAAGUUAACUUGUAAUUAAUUCCUCCUCCUCCUACUACAUAAGGAAUAUUUGAUAUUAUUCUAGACUUGAAUUCAAUUCAAUUCACUUCUUCGUACCCUCGAACACAUCUCAUUUUUAUUUCAAUGCUCUCUUCAAUUCAUACACUCUCUUAUAAUCUAUGAACAUUGUUCACUUCUUUUUUUUUCUCUUCCGCAAAAUAAAAAGCCACGCCUUACCUCGUCAAAGUUUUGUUGUUACCCGCUUCAAAUUCUGCAAGCAAGCAAGCUAAUUUUAUCAUCUGAAUAAUUUUUGAUCUCCUAAAAAAAAAGAAAAAAUGAUCCGUUGUUUGCACUAUAUUCAUCCUUUUAAUUGUUGGUCUACUAGCCUUGCUGCUUUUUUCCAAUAGAUAUGGAGAAGCUUUGUUUUUCUGUGCUGUUAUAUUGGUUUUUCGAGAAUAUUGUAGACUAUACAAUGUUUGCCAUUGAUCAAUGAUAUAUCUUCUUCGAACUUUUGUAUUUUUAAUUAAAUUUAAUUAUUUUCAGAUCAAGUUCGUCGAAUUCAAGAAAAACUCGAAGAAUUCAUGGCUCAAUUGCAACGCGAAAAAGUUUAG